Molecule: messenger RNA, 1054 nt
Organism: Selaginella moellendorffii
Lineage: Eukaryota; Viridiplantae; Streptophyta; Lycopodiopsida; Selaginellales; Selaginellaceae
Product: putative exosome complex component rrp40
Exons: 9
Coding region: 265-969 (234 amino acids)
Biological process (GO): exonucleolytic trimming to generate mature 3'-end of 5.8S rRNA from tricistronic rRNA transcript (SSU-rRNA, 5.8S rRNA, LSU-rRNA); TRAMP-dependent tRNA surveillance pathway; poly(A)-dependent snoRNA 3'-end processing
Cellular component (GO): nuclear exosome (RNase complex); cytoplasmic exosome (RNase complex)
Molecular function (GO): RNA binding
Source: RefSeq, a predicted model, not a curated record
AGGAUGGGAGAUUGUGUGCCCUUGCCACAUCCCGGCGGCCCUGAGAAAGCAAGAGCUCACUGCGAGGAUUUCUCCAAGGAACAUGAAAGAGAAGGGAGAUUACCAACAAGAAUGAGGCGCUUCUGCGAUUUAGGCAUGCAUUUGAGGCGGCGGAGGAGCUCCGAGAAGAGAUCGGUGGCCGCGACAUCGCUCAGAUCUGCCAUGGCGGCCGCCGCGCCCUAGACCAUCUCAAACCUAAAAGAGAUUUAACCUAGAAAUUUGUAAAUGGGGGGAGAGGAGGGCGCGUCCCGGAUCGUUCUGCCAGGCGAUGUGGUGUUUGGUCUCGCAGCUCAGGCGCAAAACAAGGUGCUGCGAUUGGGAAGCGGCCUUUCUCAGGAUGCUGAUCGCGUUGUAGCUAUCAAGGCCGGGAGAUUGAAUCACGCAAAAUCCAAACUUUGGGUGGAGGGAUCACAGAAGCGAUACAUUCCCAGUGCCGAGGAUUCUGUGAUUGGAAUUGUUAUCGAUCGUCGCGCCGAGGAGUUUUUGGUGGAUUUGAAUGCUCCAGUUCUUGGGCUUCUUCCUAUACUCUCUUUCGAGGGUGCUACGCGGAAGAACAUUCCAAACCUCAAGGAAGGGGCUGUGGUCUAUGGAAGAGUGGUGAAAGCCCAUCGCGAUAUCAGUCCCGCGCUCUCGUGUUUGGAUGCUUCUGGAAAAGGCUCUGGUUACGGCCCACUGAAAGAAGGAUACCUGUUUGAGUGCUCGACCGGACUCGCAAGAUCGCUCUUGGGUACGCCGACUUAUCCGGUGCUCGAAGCUCUUGGCAAAAGCUUGGCUUUUGAGAUCGCCGUUGGUGUAAAUGGUCGCGUUUGGGUGAAAUCCGAUGCUCCAGCCACCACCGUACUCGUCUCCAAUGCGAUCAUCAACUCCGAGUGCUUGAGCGCAGCGCAACAACACAUACUUGUCCAGAAGCUUUUGCAAGCAGCGAAGUGAUCUCUAAACUCCUGGGCUUAAAUUUUUUUUGUCUAAUCGAUUCCAGGAGAUUUCUAUCAUAGUAUGCAAGUCUACGUCGCGUCAA